CACGCCGCUCACGUAAUCAUCGGCGCUACAUACUGCGCCUGCGCCGGAGUUCCGGUCUUUUCCCCCCCCUGAGCGCAGCUGGGCCUGCAGGUUUGUGCCGAGCCGCGGACGCGGGUUUCUUUUCCGCAGAAUGGGGUUUGUUAAAGUUGUCAAAAAUAAGGCCUACUUCAAGAGGUACCAAGUGAAAUUUAGAAGACGGCGAGAGGGCAAGACUGAUUACUAUGCUCGGAAACGCUUGGUGAUUCAGGAUAAGAAUAAGUACAACACGCCCAAAUACAGGAUGAUAGUUCGAGUAACCAACAGAGACAUCAUUUGUCAGAUUGCUUAUGCCCGAAUUGAAGGAGACAUGAUAGUUUGUGCAGCUUAUGCCCAUGAACUCCCAAAGUAUGGUGUGAAGGUUGGCCUGACAAAUUAUGCUGCUGCAUAUUGUACUGGUCUGCUGCUGGCCCGCAGGCUUCUCAAUAGGUUUGGCAUGGACAAGAUCUAUGAAGGCCAAGUCGAGGUGACUGGAGAUGAAUACAAUGUAGAAAGCAUUGAUGGUCAGCCCGGUGCCUUCACUUGCUACUUAGAUGCAGGGCUUGCCAGAACAACCACUGGAAAUAAAGUUUUUGGGGCCCUGAAGGGAGCUGUAGACGGAGGUUUGUCUAUCCCUCACAGUACCAAACGAUUUCCUGGCUAUGAUUCAGAAAGUAAAGAAUUCAAUGCAGAAGUUCAUCGGAAGCACAUCAUGGGCCAGAAUGUUGCAGACUAUAUGCGUUACCUAAUGGAAGAAGAUGAGGACGCUUACAAGAAACAGUUCUCUCAAUAUAUCAAGAACAGUGUGACUCCAGACAUGAUGGAGGAGAUGUAUAAGAAAGCUCAUACUGCUAUACGAGAGAAUCCAGUCUAUGAAAAGAAGCCCAAGAAAGAAGUUAAAAAGAAGAGGUGGAACCGUCCCAAGAUGUCCCUUGCCCAGAAGAAAGAUAGGGUAGCUCAGAAGAAGGCAAGCUUCCUCAGAGCUCAGGAACGGGCUGCUGAGAGCUAAAACCAAACCAUGAUUUUUUAUGGAAACUUGAGAUAAAGACAAUAAACUUAUUGAUGAAGUGA
Molecule: messenger RNA, 1086 nt
Organism: Erinaceus europaeus (western European hedgehog)
Lineage: Eukaryota; Metazoa; Chordata; Mammalia; Eulipotyphla; Erinaceidae
Gene: RPL5
Product: ribosomal protein L5
Exons: 8
Coding region: 131-1024 (297 amino acids)
Biological process (GO): translation; ribosomal large subunit assembly
Cellular component (GO): cytosolic large ribosomal subunit; ribosome
Molecular function (GO): 5S rRNA binding; structural constituent of ribosome
Source: RefSeq, a predicted model, not a curated record